CUCUGUUACGAUUUUUAAAUCAGCGACCGUGACAUUUCCAUUCUUUGAAGCGGAGUAUCAGCUGGAACCAAUGAAUCGGAACGGAAAACUUGAAAUCCUGUCGUUCGGCCACGUGAGAGACAGCAGCCACUAAAUUGGCCUUAAUCUGCGGAAAGUACGCAACACUACGGCAGUGAACUGGCCACAACAGCUGCUCCGUGGCUCGCCGGAGAGAAAUAAUUCGCACAACUUGAGGUUUACCGAACAGAUCGCUUCAUAAGAAAAUGGGUUAUGGUGGUGAAAUUGGAUUUAGCAUGGAAAUCACUUCAUAUUCUCCCGUCGCGUCCGUGAUAGCGGUUUACUGUCUCAUGACUAUUGGAAUAAAUAUUUUCGUCUGUUACUACAUCUACCGCAAGAGGUGUCUUCGCACUUCAUGUACAGCACUGAUCGUGGCGAAUCUGGCUGCGGUAGACGUUUUGGUCUCGAUCAAAGAUUUGCCUCUCUUGAUCUCCGUGAGCACGACCGGAAGGUGGUAUUUCGAGGAACACUGGUGCCGGAGUUAUGGUCUCACCAAUGUCAUAUACAUUAUCGUGGCGAUUUCGACAUUGGUUACCAUUACGACUGAACAAUAUUUCCGAUUGACCGAGUCACAGAAAUCCCAGGGAAAUUCCUCUCGCUCUCUACCACUCGGUUACAUCAUUGCACACACAACACUUUCAUACUCGCUCUCCUUGUUGUGGAGCAAGUAUGUUUUCAUCAGUAGAAAGGCCUUUUGCGAGGUCGAUUGGCCGCCUUCCGGGUUAGGCUUCACUCUCAUUACAUCUUGCAUCUUCCUCAUCCCAGUCUCUCUUUUGAUCUACAACUUCUUCGGAAAUGACUCCGAAGACGACAAGAACUCGAGCGAAAAGGCGAAGCUAGUCAAGUUGGAGAGCGGAGAAAACGAGGAAAGCGACGAAGAUAAGGCUCAUAGUCGCCUGCAGCUCGCCAUUUGCACUUUCCUGGUCACGUGGUCUCCGUACGUGAUUGAGAGUUUUGUCACGUACUCGUCUGCGGUCCCAAACAUUGUUGGAGUCGUGUGCGCCUUUAUUCCGAUUGUAACCACGACUCUAAUCCCUCUGUGGUACAUUAAGUGGAGACGAACAGCUGACAAAGUGCAAUUAUUUUCUUCAUACCACAUCCAAAAUUGUUAGAUCUUGCUUAAAUGCUUGAGAAUGGCACGCAAAGUUUUCUGAUUCUUUCGAUCUCUAUAAUUGUUUCCUGGUCGCUAUCAUAAUUUGAAAUUUGAAGGUAAAAAUAUUAAUUGGGAGUUUGUACAGACCGUAAGGCAUCGUCUACACGUCUGACGUUUACUUUAUCCUCGGAAAAAAAAGUUGUUCAUUGAUGAAAUUCCGUCAAUAUCAGAUUAGGAAACCAUUUCGCAAAAUGUCUAUCACUACGGUUGUACAUUUGCCUCACUGGCCAUCGUGCGACAAGUUUUUUGAAUAGUUUUAGCCGUGAGUGGCUUAAGAUUGAAUUAAUUUUGAGAAUUAACUUCAGUGAAAUUGAAAAAGAGUUAAUUUUAUCGAAGCAUUAUUCUUUGAGAUAACUAAUUAAUAACUAUUGGCGGAAAGA
This is a messenger RNA of Pocillopora damicornis (cauliflower coral), 1590 nucleotides long. RefSeq names its product visual pigment-like receptor peropsin. Gene Ontology annotation, biological process: G protein-coupled receptor signaling pathway. The record is from RefSeq and is a predicted model, not a curated record. Gene Ontology annotation, molecular function: G protein-coupled receptor activity. Lineage: Eukaryota; Metazoa; Cnidaria; Anthozoa; Scleractinia; Pocilloporidae. Gene Ontology annotation, cellular component: membrane.